This is a messenger RNA of Octopus bimaculoides (California two-spot octopus), 1871 nucleotides long. RefSeq names its product protein Son. Gene Ontology annotation, molecular function: RNA binding. Lineage: Eukaryota; Metazoa; Mollusca; Cephalopoda; Octopoda; Octopodidae. The record is from RefSeq and is a predicted model, not a curated record. Gene Ontology annotation, biological process: regulation of mRNA splicing, via spliceosome; regulation of cell cycle.
UCUUUUUUGCUGUUGUUUUCAGAAUAACAAACACCACCAACUGCCCUCCCCUCAAGAUAUGGUAAAAGAUUCCCCAUUAAGGCUUCAAUUCCCGGUGUCCAGUGGCAGCCAACAUCGUGCUAAAGAACUUCAGAAAAACUCUACAGCUCAGUCGGUGUAUGCUGCAGGAAGGAAUGGUAAACUCGAUUCCUUGGAUACAAACUCAAAUUCAGACCCAGUAUUUCCUGAAGACAGCCAACAGGAUGUCAAUAUAACUCAAGUGAUGACUGAACGUAUGAAUGCUGUGAAGAAACUGCAGAAGAACCCUCAUGACACUCAAGCAUUAGGCAGCAUGUAUCGAGCACAGAAAGAGUUGAAUCGGUGGGCUCAGUCAAAGCAGUUACCUGGUUUAUUUACUGGAAGUACUGGAGCCAAAGUGAUGACACUUGAGGAGUUAAAUGGACCUGACAAAAAAUUACAAGCUUGGGCGAAAAAGCAACAAAUAAUCAAUGCUGCUCCUGUUAAAGGUGGCAUAGGUAUGCACUUACUACAGAAGAUGGGUUGGCGCGAAGGGGAAGGACUCGGCAAGAACAGCAAAGGACCAACAGAACCCAUCAUUGUCAAUGUGAAAAUUGACCGCAAAGGUCUCACAUCACAUGGUGAAGAUCCAAAGAAAUCUCAAGCUGUAGAACUGGCUAAACACAUUUCAGGUAAACAUCCUGUCUCUGCUUUGGUUGAACUAAGCAACAAAUUAAAGUGGGGUGCUCCGAUAUUCCAGCAGAUUGAAGAGAGGGGCCCCGACCACAAAAAGACUUUUAAAUACAAGGUUUCUGUCAACAACAUCACAUACCAACCGACCACUUCAAGCAACAGCAAGAAGACAGGCCGUGCCAAAGCCGCUAUUGUUUGUCUUCACAAUCUCGGCUUGCUGCCCAAAGAAUUCACAGUAUAAUAGACCUCCUUAGAUCUAUCCCCCCAACUCCAAUAACAACUUUCUUAUUUUUCCAUGCAAAAAUGUUUCAGUUAUUUCUUUCUGUUUGUUAAACUACAAAUAACAGCAACAAACUGCUAUUACUACUUCUACUACUAUGACAACAGUAACAAGAACAACAACAUAGCUGAGCUGAUUACAACACCACCACAACCACCACCACCACCACCACCACCACCACCACCACCACUACUAUCUGACAGUAAUCUUCCUUUCUGUAUGAUUUUAGGGGUUUUUUUUCUUUCUCCUUCUGUUAAUUUCUUCACCGCAUUUAGUAACUUUGGUGAAGGGACUCUGUUGGUAUAUAUUUAUAUAUAAAUAUAUAUAUACACAUAUAUAUAUAUAUAUAUAUAUAUAUUCACACACAUAUAUACUUGCACAUAUAUACAAUAUACAUGUAUUUACAAACAGACAGACAUAUAUGUAUAUAUAUUCACACAUAUUUACAUGUAACAUGUGUGUGUAAAUAGAUGUGUGUGUAUAUGUAUAAGUGUGUGUGUAUGUGUGUAUAUAUGUAUGUAUAUAUAUUUGAGAAUUAGAAACAAAUUUUGUAUUUAAUUACACAAAAACAUUGAAAAGUCUUUAAAUAUUUCUUUUGUUUCUUUGUUUACUUUUUUUUUUCCUUUUCAUUUGAAACCAAAAAAAGAAAAAAAACAAAACACCCCCACCCCACAAAAAUUGGAUUUUGACAAGUCACCAUUUCCUCUAGUUUAAAUCUGAGAGCUUGACCUAUUCUGUGGAGAUUUAAGCUGUAGUUGAUCACUUGCAACUCUAAGCACCAAACAAUGAUCAUGCAAGAAAAAAAUGUAAUUUCACAACAAAACUCUAUUGUAUUCGCUUGUGUUUUUUUUAUUUAUAAAUGUCCUCUGGUUGAAAUAAAAUCUAUGCUUCUAUAAUUAUA